AUUAUUUCUUUUUUUUUUCAGCACUCUGAGGAAAAUGCCAAGUCUCUCAGAGGAUUCAUCUCUACAGACGGCGUUCAUUCAGGAGCUGAUGGAGUGUGUCACUCAUCCCCAUAAGCAUGGCAGAAAGAGACACGGUGAAGGAGAAGAUCCAUGCUAAGAAAAUCGAGGACGCUAUUUACUCCUUCACUUAACUACAUCAGUGGCUGUUGUGUUUUUUUAUGGAUGGAUGGAUGGAUGGAUUGAGGAAGGGAGGGGGGAGUUUUCAGUGUUGGUGCACAGAGAGGGGUGUGUCUUUAUAAAGACAGCCGAGCAACAGCGUCCUCUCACAGCUGAACAGGAGCUGAUAACAGGAGACUACUGAGGGUUUAUCAUUUCACACGUCUUCUCAGGACAGGUACACGUCUGCACUUAGCACAGCAACACUUCACUACAAUCGGUGUAUAAUGAUGAAGACGCCGUUCUGGACUCUCCUGCUGAUGGGGCUGUUUGUCCCCGGACAUGGUGACUGUCAGAAAGACUGUGUCUCCUGCAGCCAAAUCCUUCCCAAAGACCACAGCUUUGACACACUGGUGUGUUUGGUGGAAUGUCGCAGCAGGGUUGAUGUGGGAUUCACGUGGGAGAGGUGUCAGAGCGCCUUGGAGGAAAAACCCCUGACGUCCCUGUCCAUAGGGAACUCCGUGUUGAAAAGAGCCGAGGAGGAAGUGGAAACCGUCCUGCCCAUGGGUCAGUCUGACGGAGGUCUCACGUAUUCUGGAACCCUGCAGCGCUUCGAUCAUGUGGCACGAGCUUUGGGUCUUGACGAACUCAACCAGGAGACUGAAAUCCCCAAGUUUAGUCCAUUGUCCAUUCAGCCUCCGUCUGCACAGGAAGAACCAGACGCUGAAGACUGGGAGCUGAGAAGCGACCGAGACGGAGGACCGGUGAACCGCAGCAAACGGUUCGGAGGCUUCCUCAAAAGCAAGUACGGCUACAGAAAGUUCAUGGACCCCGGUCGGUCUUUGCAGAAGAGAUAUGGUGGCUUCAUAGGCAUCCGCAAGUCGGCCCGCAAGUGGAACACCCAGAAACGCUUCAGUGAGUUUCUAAAGCAGUACUUGGGCAUGACCACUCGAGCGAGUGAGUUCAACAGCGUGUCUACUGACAUCACCCAUCAGAACGAGGUGUGAGUAUCACCGCUAGUGCUACGUUUCCCCAGCAAGGCCUUCAUCUCUUUCAUCUAAUUAAAAAAAAAAAAACUGACCUCUUCAACAUGGUAGCAAAUCUCUGAGUCCUUGUGAAGCCAAGUUUUAUUUAUUUUCUAUCCAGAAAUUUUCAAGCAGUUUCCAGAAGCUUCAUUUCAUCAGAUGAAACUGGUACCAAGCUUCAGCGCUAAUAAAAACACAAAAGUAACAAACCACAACAACAGCACACACACACACACACACACACACACACACACACACACUCAUCGGUAUCUUUAGCAUCUUUAGCAAAAUCCCACAAUGCAUUGCAAAAGACUAGUGUUCAAAGACUGACAAGGAGACGCAGGACACAUAAAGACAUGCUGUAGGAAGCAGGGAAUGUUUCAGAUACUAAAACUAACUCAAUCUAAGAUCGCUCUACAAUCACGACUGCUUUACAGUCCUCUAACUCUUCCUAUGAAGGUCAUAUUACAUGUUUAUAAAGUGUUCAUACACUAGGUCAUUACACACUUUGUUAUUAUUGAUGAAGAUGCAGUACGCUUUACAGCUCUGAGUUAUGAAGAAGAAGCAGAAGAAGAUAAACAAUGUCAUGACACGUUGUCAUGAAGUCAGCAGUAGUUUAUUACACUUUAUAAGUCUUUUAACUGAAUUAUAACAGCGUUCUUAAAGAACUUUGUAAAAACAUUUUAAAUUAAUGUUUACAUUGAUAUUUGGCAGCAGUGAAGUUCAGGUUAUAAAUUCAGAGAAAUAAGACGUCAGGUUGAAGUAAUGAAGCUUGUUAUGUUUCUAUAACAUUAAUCAUUUCAGACUAAAUAAAUAUUCACUAAACACUAUAAAGCUGAAUGUUUUUGAGAAACAGUAUUUUAUUGUAAUGUAUUGUAUAAGAUUUUAAACAUUAUAGCAUUAUAAACACUUUCCAUAUUAAAAAACGAUAAUCACGGCGUAUCUGAUGCUCUGUUACGUGUGUAAUGACAUGUGAUAUGUUUUUAUGUGAUAUGUAUUCACAGGUCGUUUAUAAAGCACACAGGUGCAGACUUAUGACCUUCAUAGGAAGUGUUCACUUUGUCUGGGGUUAGUUUUAAUACGGGGGCAUAUCUCUCUUUCUCUCUCUCUCUCUCUAUCUCUCUCUCUAUCUCUCUGUAUCUCUCUCUCUCUCUCUCUCUCUCUCUCUCUCUCUCUCUCUCUCUCUCUCUCUCUCUCUCUCUCUCUCUCUAUCUCUCUGUAUCUCUCUCUCUCUCUCUCUCUCUCUCUCUCUGUGUGUGUCUCUCUCUCUGUCUCUCUCUCUCUCUCUCUAUCUCUCUCUCUCUCUGUAUCUCUCUCUCUCUCUCUCUAUCUCUCUCUCCCUCUGUCUCUCUCUCUCUAUCUCUCUCUCUCUCUCUGUGUGUCUCUCUCUCUGUCUCUCUCUCUCUCUAUCUCUCUCUCUCUCUGUAUCUCUCUCUCUCUCUCUCUGUGUGUGUCUCUCUCUCUCUAUCUCUCUCUCUCUCUGUCUCUCUCUCUCUCUCUCUCUCUCUCUGUCUCUCUCUCUCUCUUCCUCUCUCUCUGUCUCUCUCUCCCUCUCUCCCUCUCUCUCUCCCUCUCUCUCACUCUCUCUCUUUCACACACACACACACACACACACACACACACACACACACACACACACACACACACACAUUCCCUAAUCGAGUUCUUCAUGGAGAACGAACAAACUGAAGAACUUUUAAACUUUCUGUGCUCAUGUGUUCAGAAGGUUAAACCACACUGACACCUAGUGGUCAUUAAAAACACGACACGUCCUGCUUUUCAAUCACCGACACGAUUUGUGCAGCUUCACUGAUGGACAUCAUCACAUCACAAAUACAACCCGACACAGUUGGUUUGUAUUAUUUUAUAAUAAUUACAAUUAAUUAAUUAUUAAUUAUUAAUAAUAAUAAUAAAUGAAGGAAAGCCCGAUGUAUUUAUGUAAAUG
This is a messenger RNA of Tachysurus vachellii, 3126 nucleotides long. RefSeq names its product prepronociceptin a (gene pnoca). The record is from RefSeq and is a predicted model, not a curated record. The coding region runs from base 444 to 1163 and encodes 239 amino acids. The transcript has 4 exons. NCBI's taxonomy places the organism in Eukaryota, Metazoa, Chordata, Actinopteri, Siluriformes, Bagridae. Gene Ontology annotation, biological process: sensory perception; chemical synaptic transmission; neuropeptide signaling pathway. Gene Ontology annotation, molecular function: opioid receptor binding. Gene Ontology annotation, cellular component: plasma membrane; axon terminus; dendrite.